GCUCUUCCAUUUACGUGAUGAAAAAUGAAAACAACACUAAAGCGUAAAAUGUAAUUUUUAAAAUGUCUCACAACUUUACAUGCAUGCUACAUUUAGAAUAACGUCUGUAUUUACAGCGUUCUCUGUCUCCAUACGCCCCUAACUCUGCAGACGCCCUAAACAGUGUCUAUCGGAUCACCCUCAGCUUGGGUCAAACGCUCCUCUUCUCGGCUUUUCGGGCACAACUCUAUCUCAACAUUCACCAUCUUAAAAUGACCAGACUGCAGAUUUGCCUCUCCCACCAGGGUGGGAGCUGCCGAAGUGGCGAGAACAGCGUUUCCGUCGAUCGAGCGCCAGACCACCAGUCAGCUCCAGGCCUAUCUUGAAUGGAAGUAAAAGCUCCUCCCUAGACGGCCAGGGCAGUUCUUUAAAAAGCGGCUCCCUUCCCGCACAGGAAAUACGACUGGUUCACUUCUAUCAAGGGUUGGCGCUGGGAUAAGAGUGAAAUAUCAGCUGGCCCUGAACAAGGAGAUUCUUUCUCUGAAUUCCCGGAUCCAAUAACGUGACCCAGCGCCGAGACUCCCAGGAAAACCAGCCGAUUGAGCGCAGCUGAGGAGAUUACUGACAGCGGAAGUCACGUGAGCGGCUUCCCCUGAACUCACUAUAUCGGCAGUCGACUAUUCAGCCUUGCAGGCGCCUCUGGCGGGCUUCGCUGAGAUCCGCUCUUUCGGUGCUCGACUCGCCCGUGCUGCUACCGCCGCCGAAGGAGGGGCAAAGCUCAAGAUGGCGGACAAAACGCCAGGCGGCUCUCAGAAGGCCAGUUCAAAGACGAGAUCAUCAGAUGUUCAUUCAUCUGGAUCUUCAGAUGCACAUAUGGAUGCAUCUGGACCCUCAGAUAGUGAUAUGCCAAGUCGGACACGACCUAAGAGCCCAAGAAAACAUAAUUAUAGGAAUGAAAGUGCCCGCGAAAGCCUUUGUGAUUCUCCUCACCAGAAUCUCUCAAGACCUCUUCUGGAAAACAAACUUAAAGCAUUCAGUAUUGGAAAAAUGAGUACAGCUAAGCGAACUUUAAGUAAAAAGGAACAGGAAGAAUUAAAGAAAAAGGAGGAUGAAAAGGCAGCUGCUGAGAUUUAUGAGGAAUUUCUUGCUGCUUUUGAAGGAAGCGAUGGUAAUAAGGUGAAAACAUUUGUGCGAGGGGGUGUCGUUAAUGCAGCUAAAGAAGAACAUGAAACAGAUGAAAAAAGAGGUAAAAUCUAUAAGCCGUCUUCAAGAUUUGCAGAUCAAAAAAAUCCUCCAAAUCAGUCUUCCAAUGAAAGACCACCAUCUCUUCUUGUGAUAGAAACCAAAAAACCUCCACUUAAAAAAGGAGAGAAAGAAAAGAAAAAAAGCAAUUUGGAGCUCUUCAAAGAAGAAUUAAAGCAAAUUCAAGAAGAGCGUGAUGAGAGACAUAAAACAAAAGGCAGAUUAAGUCGAUUUGAACCUCCUCAAUCAGAUUCUGAUGGUCAGCGUCGUUCUAUGGACGCGCCUUCAAGGAGAAAUAGAUCAUCUGGUGUUCUUGAUGAUUACGCACCUGGCUCACAUGAUGUAGGAGAUCCAAGCACUACUAAUUUAUACCUUGGAAACAUUAAUCCACAGAUGAAUGAAGAAAUGCUGUGCCAAGAAUUUGGACGAUUUGGACCGUUAGCCAGUGUGAAAAUUAUGUGGCCUAGAACUGAUGAAGAAAGAGCCAGAGAGAGAAAUUGUGGCUUUGUGGCCUUUAUGAAUAGAAGAGAUGCUGAAAGAGCUUUAAAAAAUUUGAAUGGAAAAAUGAUUAUGUCUUUUGAAAUGAAGUUAGGUUGGGGUAAAGCUGUACCUAUUCCUCCACAUCCAAUAUACAUUCCGCCUUCUAUGAUGGAACAUACGCUUCCCCCACCUCCAUCCGGACUGCCUUUUAAUGCGCAGCCUAGAGAGCGGUUAAAAAACCCUAAUGCUCCUAUGUUACCACCACCUAAAAACAAAGAGGAUUUUGAGAAGGAAUUUGCUCGCCCUGAUACAUCGAAUGAUAGAGUUUGUUGUACGUGAAGGGCCAAUGUUUGAAGCUAUGAUUAUGAACAGAGAAAUCAACAAUCCUAUGUUCAGGUUCUUAUUUGAAAACCAGACACCAGCCCAUGUUUACUAUAGGUGGAAGCUUUAUUCUAUUCUGCAGGGAGAUUCUCCAACUAAAUGGCGGACAGAAGAUUUUCGUAUGUUCAAAAAUGGAUCUUUUUGGAGGCCACCACCAUUAAAUCCAUAUUUGCAUGGAAUGUCAGAAGAGCAAGAAACAGAAGCUUUUGUAGAGGAACCUAGUAAAAAGGGAGCACUUAAAGAAGAACAGAGGGAUAAAUUGGAAGAAAUCUUGCGGGGAUUAACUCCAAGGAAAAAUGAUAUUGGAGAUGCAAUGGUUUUCUGUCUUAAUAAUGCUGAAGCUGCUGAAGAAAUAGUGGAUUGCAUUACUGAGUCAUUGUCCAUCUUAAAGACACCCCUUCCUAAAAAGAUUGCCAGAUUAUAUUUGGUUUCUGAUGUUUUGUACAACUCUUCAGCCAAAGUUGCUAAUGCUUCAUAUUAUAGAAAAUUUUUUGAAACAAAGUUAUGUCAGAUAUUUUCAGACCUCAAUGCCACCUAUCGUACAAUUCAAGGUCAUUUACAAUCUGAAAACUUUAAGCAACGGGUAAUGACUUGCUUCAGAGCAUGGGAAGAUUGGGCAAUUUAUCCAGAACCAUUUUUGAUCAAACUACAAAAUAUUUUCUUAGGACUUGUAAAUAUUAUUGAAGAAAAGGAAACAGAGGAUGUACCAGAUGACCUUGAUGGUGCCCCCAUCGAGGAAGAGCUUGAUGGUGCACCUCUGGAAGAUGUAGAUGGAAUUCCUAUUGAUGCUACUCCCAUCGAUGAUCUUGAUGGAGUCCCUAUAAAAAGUCUUGAUGAUGAUCUUGAUGGAGUGCCUUUGGAUGCAACCGAAGACUCAAAGAAGAAUGAGCCUAUAUUUAAAGUUGCCCCAUCAAAAUGGGAAGCUGUGGAUGAAUCUGAAUUGGAAGCACAGGCUGUUACAACUUCUAAAUGGGAAUUAUUUGACCAGCAUGAAGAAUCAGAAGAAGAAGAAAAUCAAAAUCAAGAAGAAGAAAGUGAAGAUGAAGAAGAUACUCAGAGUUCCAAAUCUGAAGAACAUCAUUUGUACUCUAAUCCAAUCAAAGAAGAAAUGACUGAGUCCAAGUUCUCUAAGUACUCUGAAAUGAGUGAGGAGAAACGAGCCAAACUUCGUGAAAUUGAGCUCAAAGUUAUGAAGUUUCAGGAUGAACUGGAAUCUGGAAAAAGACCUAAAAAACCAGGCCAGAGUUUUCAGGAGCAAGUAGAACACUACAGAGAUAAACUUCUUCAACGAGAGAAAGAGAAAGAGUUAGAAAGAGAACGAGAAAGAGACAAGAAAGAUAAGGAAAAAUUAGAAUCUCGCUCCAAAGACAAGAAAGAAAAAGAUGAGUGUACUCCAACAAGGAAGGAAAGGAAGAGGCGACACAGUACAUCCCCCAGCCCAUCUCGCAGUAGCAGUGGUAGACGAGUGAAAUCCCCAUCACCAAAAUCGGAGCGAUCAGAGCGUUCAGAAAGAUCUCAUAAAGAGAGCUCACGGUCCAGGUCAUCUCACAAAGAUUCUCCUAGAGAUGUUAGCAAAAAAGCCAAAAGAUCACCAUCUGGUUCAAGGACACCUAAAAGGUCUAGGCGGUCACGAUCUAGAUCCCCUAAAAAAUCAGGGAAGAAGUCCAGAUCCCAGUCCAGAUCUCCACACAGGUCUCAUAAAAAGUCAAAGAAAAACAAACACUGACGUAAAUUUUUAAGAUGCUGUCACUUAUUGGAAAUGCCAUUUGUUUUGUGCCUGAACGGUCUGUUUUUUAAAAAAACAAAAACAAAAAAUCAAAUGAAAGAGCAUUCCUGGGGUUUUUUGUUUGUUUGUUUGUGAAUGCAUGUGUAAACUCAUGAGUAACUGCAUCUGUAGAUCUGUCAUUGUUUUAUAUUGUGUAAAUUACUUUCAUUGUGGCUAUUUCUCAAAGGUGAAAUUUUAUUGUGCUAAUGAAUUUCAUCAGAAAUGUGUAUAAUGGAUCUGCUGGCAGUAGUAAUAUUUUGUUUUAGGAUGUUGUGACUUAGCAAAAAUAGUACAGAUGUCUUCCCCCCUUUUGUAGCUUUGAAAAUUUGAAUUAGAUUUCAAAUAAAAUCUGAACAGAAAACUAUAAUGUUGUUUUUUUGCCCCGCUGGUGAUACUAAGUCCCUUAAAGUCCUACUGAGUUUCGUACUACUGUUGUGUUUCAUAAACCUGAUGCACUUUAUAAGCUCCAGUGUUAAAGUAGCUUAAGUUUUUUAUUUACAAAGAUGACUAUCCAAAUUAAGGGACCUGAAACUCCUAUUUGAUGGUUUGCUAACCAUUUUCUUUGAUAAGUUUCUCUUGGGUAAUACUAAUACCCAGAUAGCAAAAGACUAGGCAGAUAUGGCAUGGUGUUUUGUUAGUGGGAUGCCUGGAUAAAACAUUUUUUCACAGAAGCAAUAUGUAUUCCAUACAUCCAACCCAUGUUGUGAGUAACUACUUACUUUUAGGGGAAAAUUAAAUAUCUUCUUCAUUUCCUCUUCUAUCAUGAAAGGAGUUUAUUUGUAAAAGAAAUUUUCUAACAAGGUUUGGCCAUAGAAUUCUCUUGUAUGAUAGUUGACUUUUUAUAAUCUUCUGUAGGCUGUCUUUCAAACACUGGCAUCAAAAUAUUUUUUUACAAGUUUCUGUUUAAACAGCUUAGUUGGUUUCCUCCCCACCCCUCAAGAGACUUGGGUUUAGUUAUAGCUUUAAGUAAAAUUUAAAAAUAAAAUGUUUUUCAGGAAACUUAGUAUCUAAUGGUUUGUAAAUUCAAGGUGCAAAAAAUUGAUCUAAACCAUUUACAGAGUUGAACUCUAUUAUGAAAAUAAAUUUGCUACGGUAUAAGGAAGAAAUAAAACUUGUGUAAUGUUGGUGGUCGUAAUAUUGCUACAAUUAUAAUAAAGGGUUAUGUAGAAUUGAACUGACA
Molecule: messenger RNA, 5027 nt
Organism: Sapajus apella (tufted capuchin)
Lineage: Eukaryota; Metazoa; Chordata; Mammalia; Primates; Cebidae
Gene: U2SURP
Product: U2 snRNP associated SURP domain containing
Exons: 27
Coding region: 1946-3808 (620 amino acids)
Biological process (GO): RNA processing
Cellular component (GO): nucleus
Molecular function (GO): RNA binding
Source: RefSeq, a predicted model, not a curated record